AUGCCUCGGCCAUCUCCACAUAACUUGCCAGCCCUUUCCAUAUGCCCUCCAAGGCCAAGUCGAAUUCCUCGCUUCUCCAACAGUAAAAAGGAGAAUCUGGACGCGCCUCAAGCAGGACAUGAGGGCCAUGGGUCUUCGUCAUCCUUCGACCAAAUAAUUUCGGCACCAAGGUACUACGAUGUUAGUGCUGAAACGGAUCUUGCUGCAAGGCUUCGUGCUAAGUUACAUGCAGUAUCUUCCCGCCGGCCACCCGAAGCCAGCUCUCUAUCGUCAGGAGGUCUUCAAGCACCAGUUCCAAUUAUCGAAGAUUCUUUCUCUAGCGAACCGAUAGAGAUUUCAAAUACUACUACAACCUUUCUUGAAACCGAUCAGGACCAAGAUUUCCACUCCCAAUCGGCUACACUUGUCGAGAAUGAAUCCCCUCGACCUCGAUCCGUCGUCUUGUUACCAUCUCACAAAGAGCCAGCAGCAGAAGCAGUUACUGCCGUCGGAACUGUUGCUAAAAUUGUUGAGAAGGGCAAGAAGGAGAAGAAGAAAGUUUUGAAACAUCCAUUCCGCGUGGAUAAGCUACGCUUGUUCCUCAACAAUUCAAGAAUCGGAUGGAAGUCAACGAUACCAAUGCUUCAAAUGUCACCGAGAAUUGUCAUUUUGAAUAUCUCCAUCGAAAAUAGAAGGAUGGCGAUUACAUUCGCACUCCAGGAGGACAUAUCAACUGUCAAACAGCUGCAACAGGAAGGGAAGAGCUACGGUACCACCCCAGAUACAGCAGGGCUAACAAUCGAGGAUAAAUUGAAAAAAGCAAAAGAUAUUGCUUUAGACGAAGCUACUGAUGAAGAGGCAAAGAUAGUGGCUCUAGAGGAAGUCUUGAACGAGAUGAAAACUAGUGGAGGGCAAUUAGACGAUUGGUUACUGGACGAGAUUGAGGACAUUUCGACUAUCUAUGGAGAACUGUUGGGUAUGGAUGAGAUUGAUAUGCAAAUCGAGUCUAUCAUCGCUGAGAACAAAGUCAGGGUACCACAGCUAGACGACCCGGAGGAACUCUGGUUGUUUGAUGAGGAGAGGGUUUGUGUCGGUCUGAAAGGGAUGGUAUGGUGUAAGAAUAGUAGCUAG
Messenger RNA from Orbilia oligospora ATCC 24927, 1110 nucleotides. RefSeq lists its product as uncharacterized. The coding region runs from base 1 to 1110 and encodes 369 amino acids. The record is from RefSeq and is a predicted model, not a curated record. Lineage: Eukaryota; Fungi; Ascomycota; Orbiliomycetes; Orbiliales; Orbiliaceae. The transcript has a single exon.